Messenger RNA from Nicotiana tabacum (common tobacco), 1095 nucleotides. RefSeq names its product VQ motif-containing protein 22-like. The record is from RefSeq and is a predicted model, not a curated record. Lineage: Eukaryota; Viridiplantae; Streptophyta; Magnoliopsida; Solanales; Solanaceae.
UCCGCAGUCUCAAAAUAUGUAUAAAUACAAAGGAUGAUCCUAUGUUUUUAUUCUUCCCUUCUUCCUAAAAUUUACAAACUCUCAGCUUCUUUAUCUUCCUUUUUCAACUUUUUUAUGGGCAUGAGUGAAACCAUGCCAAACCCUACCAACUGGGCACAAUUCUACCAACACAACCUCUCCGGCGGCCAACCUCAAAGAUAUCCGUCAACCACCGUAUUCUCCGACGGCCGAGUGUCUGAUGCUACGGUGGUCACCACCACUGCCACUUCCAUAGUCAGUAGUAGUACUACUCACCACAACCAUGGCCCAGCCGAUGGCCGUGUUUCCAAGCCUAUACGACGUCGUUCACGAGCUUCUCGACGAACACCAACCACCGUUUUGAACACAGACACCACCAAUUUCCGAGCCAUGGUUCAACAGUUCACUGGUGGCUCAAUUACUGCACCAUUUGCGUCAACACAGGGAACCUACUUAGGUUUCGGCUCUAGCUCCUCCAAUAAUAUUGUGAACCCUACUACUGCUGCUAAUUCUGGAGCUUAUAAUAUACAGUUUCAGCAGCCACUGCAACAAAAUCAAGUACCCUAUAUGUUCAGCUCAUUGGGCCGCACCAGCAAUUUAACAAGACCUAACGUGGAUGGUAAUAGGAUUUCUACGUUGGUUUCUCCUAGUGAGAGUGGAUCUUCUCCUUCUAAUGAGAAUAAGUCUGAAAAUAACUUUAUGUUCUGAUCAAUCUGAUUUCACACAGUUUUUUUUAUUUUUCGCGUCAGAGGUUUUCGUUUUUCAAGUUUCAACUUUGGCGGCUUGGAGCGACCUAAAGUAUUUGCCAUGGUUGGAGCCGUAGAAUCAUAUACUGCUUAUAUUUCACUCCUUGGGUACGAUCCUUCUUGUUUCAACUUCGGCGGCUCCACUCAUGAUUUUAUGCGACUUUAAUUUGUGAUUUCCGUCACUUUCUUGCUUUGAUAACAGAAGCUGUAACUUCUAAGUUCUGAUAUUUUUCAUAAAAGUGAUGAAUAACACUGGCCUGUACAUAACUCCCACUCGGAAGAAGAUCCUUUUUUGUUUUUUACAUAUAUAGGAGUACUUGUAUUUUGUUUA